This is a messenger RNA of Trypanosoma theileri, 807 nucleotides long. RefSeq lists its product as uncharacterized. The transcript has a single exon. Lineage: Eukaryota; Euglenozoa; Kinetoplastea; Trypanosomatida; Trypanosomatidae. Bases 1 to 807 code for a protein of 268 amino acids. The record is from RefSeq and is a predicted model, not a curated record.
AUGGAUGCCACAACUGGAUUUCUCAUGGACUACAGCUUAAAUCGAGUUGCUAAAUAUCUUCGUCUCUUGGGCUACAAUGCAGUCUGUGAUCGACAGAUACGACAGAGUGAGCUCUUGGAAAGAGCUGUACGUGAUAACUUGGCGUUAGUUACAUCUAGCCCAAUGUUAGUGGCUCAGGUGAACGCACACAACAGAGCUGUAAGAAGUCGUGAGACUGCCUCUUCCAUGAGACAACGGAAGGUUAUUGCCUAUGAUUCAGAUGGUGAAUCAAUUUAUUCAGAUAGCGACUGGGAUGUAAGUGAAGUGAUGCUUUACCAGUUACCGCAUCAUGUAUCAAAGGAUUUUUUCUCUGUCAUGGCUAACUUAAUACGAAGUGCAGGUCUUUGCUAUGAUUUUGAGCGUGUUUUUUCCCGUUGCGUUACGUGUAACGAAGUUCUUUUGCCUAUUCCGAAAGAAACUAUCAAAAAUGAUGUUCAUGCGAAAGUUUAUGAGGUUUACGAAGCUUUUACACGUUGCCCUAAAUGUCACAAGGUUUUCUGGGGUGUAGACGGUACAACUGUUGUGAAUUACACGUCAUUUCGUACACUUGAAUUACUUCAACGUUUAUGUCGUCUUGCAGAUGUUCCAGCGUUUACCCCAGGAAAUCUUUCUUCACUCUCUUACUUUCGCUCAUUUCCAAGGGCAGUUCAUGCUCUGGUGGCAUCUUUUCUCCCUGAUAACGAUUUGGAAAUUCUUGCUGCGUUGUUCCCCAAGUUGGGAGAGUUAUCACAGGCCCUUCAUGAACGGAUGAGGUUUCACAAGGAAUAA